AUGUCCAGGGAUAUUAUAAGAGCGCGUUUGCGGCCGUUCGGGAUUUCAUUUGAGAAGUCCCUGACGGAUCUCAUCAGAGGCAUUAGAGCGAACAAUCAGGAUCCAGAGAAACUGGCUGCGUUCUUUGACAAAUCUAUCCAGGAAUGUCGGGCUGAGCUGAAAACAAACGACCUCGAACUGAAAUCCAUGGCGAUCCUCAAACUAGCAUACUUGGAGAUGUACGGCUACGACAUGAGCUGGUGCUCGUUUCACGUGCUGGAGGUCAUCUCUUCGCCAAAGUUCCAGCACAAAAGAAUAGGAUACCUUGCUGCGAUGCAGUUGUUCCAACGACAGAACAACGAUGACGUGCUCAUGCUGAUGACCAAUUUGCUCAAAAAAGACAUCAAUUCGGGCAAUUCGGUGGAGACUGGCGUGGCGAUCAGCGGCAUUGCGUCCAUAGUCACUCCCGAGCUGGCACAGGAUAUCUGUGACGAUAUGGUGCGGAUGCUUUCCCAUUCCAAGCCGUUCAUUAGAAAGAAGGCCGUUCUGGCCAUGUAUAAGAUCUUUCUCAAGUAUCCGGACGCAUUGAGACUGCAUUUCGACAAAUUAAUAGAAAAACUGGACGACGAAGACGGGUCUGUGGUUUCUGCCACUGUGAACGUCAUUUGCGAACUUGCUCAUAAUAAUCCGAAAAACUACGUCGAGCUCGCGCCGCGGCUCUUUGGGCUGCUGAAGGAGACGAACAACAACUGGAUGGUUAUCAGACUGCUGAAGCUUCUGUCGUAUCUGUGUCUAGAAGAGCCUCGUCUUCGCUAUAUUUUGCUUCCAGAGGUGGUGGACCUCAUGAACAACACGACGGCCCUGUCUCUGGUUUACGAGUCGAUCAACUGCAUCCACAAUGGAAAGAUGCUUACUCCUGAUGAUACCAAAGUUGCAAAACUGAUAAUCAAUAAACUGCUCGGCUUCAUUCAGAACAGCGAUCAGGAUUUGAGAUAUGUUGGGUUGCUGGCGUUCAUCAAGACCUGCAAGAUCCACAAGGAUCUCAUCAAAAAGCAUGAGAAAGUCAUUAUGGCAUCAACCUACGACCCCGACCCCACAAUCAGAGAAAAGUCUUUGGAACUGAUCGACUCUCUCGUGACCGACCGCAACAUCGUUUCCAUUGUGUCCAGGCUACUUGUCCAACUGAUUCCUGUGGACGAGCAGGCAGAAAGAUUAGAAAACAUCAAUAUUGAAACAGAAUUGGCCCUUCAAAGUCCCCUCAUUGUGUCAGAUAAGUACAGGCUGCUUGUCAUCACCAAAAUUAUCCAGAUCUGCUCCAUGGACAAUUACGAUCGCAUUCCAAAUUUCCAUUGGUAUCUUGGUGUUUUAGGAGACAUUCUCAACAUCAAUGCCGAACAUAGGCUCGCUGGAGUCGAACAAAUGGUCACAUCGCAAUUCAUGAGUGUGGGCUUGAAGGUUCCAAGCAUUCGCAGCAGAUUGGUUCAACGCUGUCUGGAUUUGAUACUUGAUAGUUCGCGGCUGGUCAGUUUACAAGAAGGUCUAUACAAUUGCAUGUGGCUUGUCGGAGAGUAUUAUACGGAGUAUAUCACUACAUUGGAUGACGACGAUAACGACGAUAGUGACAACGAGGAGGUGUACAAAAUAACAGGCGCAGAAAUCAUCAAGUCCGUGGUGGCACAAAACGACUUCGAUAGUCUCACUGAAAUGACGGAUCCUACACUCAGCGUUUACAUUCAGUCUAUGGCUAAAUUGUUUGGUAAAUAUUGUCUCUCUUUGAGACAGAGCUGGGGUCCUGAAGACCGGGAACACGUGAUUGAAGUCUGUCAAAGGCUAGUUGGAUGGCUUGAGAAGUUCCAUCAGUCUGUGAAUUUUGAGGUUCAGGAGCGUUCCAUCUCCUUCACUGAGCUUCUGAAGCUUGUACUGGAUGCUGUCGAGGCCGACUACGAGGGUUUCCCCAACUUCCUGGUCUCCGGAUACUCGCAGCUAUUUGAACAAUAUCCAAUAAAGCCCGUCGGACCGCACGCCCAAAGCCGCAUACCCAUAGCCAUAGACCUGGACGACGCAAUUGACCACGGUUCUAUUUCUGAGUUUCAGCGGAUGCUUGCUGAACUUGAAGAAAAAGAAGCCCAGCAGCUCCAGCAGGAGGAAUACGAGGAAGAUCUGGUGUCCGAGAUUAACCACUCAUCCGAUGACCAUGGUGAGGAGGAACCAAUUAAAGGGCGCCCCGACCGCUCUGACCGCAUAGGUGACCCAUUUUAUAUAUCCAUGGACACAAGCACCCCGGAUGAUGUCUCAAUUUCAGAACCUUUUGUGGAGACUAAACGCAAGAAGCCCAGCAAAAAAAAGAUCAAGAAGGAGAAAGUGCUCGUUCUUGGCGACGAGGAUCCAGGCGAGGAGUCUGCUCCUGAGCCUGUAUCCAAACCGAAGAAAAAGAAGGACAAAAGUAAGUUACUCAUUGACUCUUCGAGUUUGUCACACUUCGACCUCACCAAAUCACCGGACGAGCCUGACCACGCCGAGGAGGUGGAGAAAUUGCGGAAAGAGUUUGAGAAGCUAGAGCAAAAACAAGAGCCGCCUGUUGUGGUUAAAAAACCAAAGAAACCGAAGAAGAAGAAGCUGGUCGUGAUUGAGUAG
Molecule: messenger RNA, 2613 nt
Organism: Ogataea haglerorum
Lineage: Eukaryota; Fungi; Ascomycota; Pichiomycetes; Pichiales; Pichiaceae
Exons: 1
Coding region: 1-2613 (870 amino acids)
Biological process (GO): Golgi to vacuole transport; protein targeting to vacuole
Cellular component (GO): endosome membrane; membrane coat; AP-3 adaptor complex
Source: RefSeq, a predicted model, not a curated record